AGUUGUGCUGAUCACAUCUGGAAAGGCUCUGAUUCAGGAAAAGGAGAAAGUGUUCGGCACUCGUCGAGUGUAUAAUUGCCAUGGCAUGAGCAAUCGGAGCCUUUGGUGGGGGGGACCAGAGAGAAUUUUUUUUUCCAGAUACUUCCAUCACUGUCCACAAAGUUGAGUGGAAAUGUACCUGAACUUCCUAUCCCUGUUUCCGGUGCUGUGGCUAUUGGUACUUAACUCCAGCAGGAUUCAAGGCCAGAAAAACAAAAACAGCAACGAGUUCCCAGAAAAUUUUCCUGAGCUACUCAAUCAUCAAGAUACUUCCUUGGCUCCAGAUUGUCCUAAAAAAUGCACCUGCACCUCAGAAGGAAUUGUGGAUUGUGGUGGAUUUUCACUGAAGGAAUUUCCCAUGGAUGUCCCAGAAAUGACAAGCCACCUUUCCUUACAGAACAACCAGAUAGAAAAAAUCAUUCCAGAACAGCUUGCACGUCUCCCUUGGCUAGAAACAUUGAAUUUACAAAACAACAGACUCACAUCCAAAGGGCUUCCAGAGAAUACAUUUGACCAGCUGGAGAAUCUGAAUUACCUGUACCUUGCAAAUAACCAGCUCACAAUGGCUCCAAAGUUCCUUCCACCGACUUUGAUCAGUGUGGAUUUUGCCGCCAAUAAUCUCACCAAAAUUUAUGAUCUCACCUUUGGACAAAAACCAAACCUGAGGUCAGUCUAUCUUCACAACAAUAAGCUUGAUGAUGCCGGACUACCAGAAAACAUGUUCAAUGGUUCUGACAACGUGGAAAUCUUGAUCAUGUCCAGCAACUUCUUAAAAUAUGUUCCGAAGAAUCUACCAAGAGCAUUAUAUAAGCUACAUCUUAAGAAUAACAAAUUGGAGAAGAUUCCUGUAGGAGCUUUCAAUCAGCUGUCAGAACUUCGAGAGCUAUAUUUGCAGAAUAAUAAAUUAACCAAUAAGGGGAUGGACAAUGAAACCUUCUGGAAACUCUCAAGCCUUGAGUACCUGGAUUUGUCUAGCAAUAACCUUUCCCAGAUUCCACCCGGUUUGCCUCGAAACAUUGUUCUUCUCCACUUGGAGAAGAAUGCAAUAAGAUCAAUUGGUAAUGAUGUCUUGACCCAAAUCAAGAACCUGGAAUAUCUUCUGCUUCAUAAUAACAAACUGAAGGCCCGAGAGAUCCAUCCACUGGCUUUUCAUGGCCUGAAGAAAUUGCACACUGUUCAUUUGUAUAACAACCUACUGGAAAAAAUCCCUAGUGGGCUGCCCAGACGAGUAAAAACUCUUAUGAUUCUCUACAAUCAGAUUUCAGAAAUUGGCAGGGAAGAUUUUGCUACCACUUAUUUCAUGGAGGAACUAAACCUGAGUUACAAUAAGAUCACUAGCUCACAGAUUCAUCGGGAGUCUUUCCGUAAACUGAAACUACUGAAGUCCUUGGAUUUUUCUGGCAAUAAACUCCGCACCAUGCCUUAUGGUUUCCCCAAGAAUCUGCAAAGCCUCAAGUUAAAAAUGAAUUUGAUCAGUUCCAUUCCCAAAGGCACACUCUCUGGAAUGUCAAAGCUACAGGAGCUGUAUCUGAGUGCCAACAAAUUGAAAAACAAUUUAAUUCACAGCGGAUCAUGGAGAGAUCUCGCCAGUCUUAAGAUACUGGACAUGGCUGCCAAUCAUCUGACUUCUAUUCCAUCUGGUUUACCAGAAACUCUCGAGUAUCUGUAUCUCCAGAGCAACAAGAUCAGCACUGUGCCAGAGGAUGCCUUUGAUUCUACCCCCAAUAUAAAGGGAAUUUAUCUCAGGUUUAACAAGAUUGCAUUCAGUGCUGUGAAAGAGAGCACUUUCCAAAGACUAAAGCAUCUGCAAGUGCUGGACAUUGAAGGAAAUUUUGAAUUCAGUGACCCUUUGAAAAAUGAGGAUCACUCAGAGGAGGAAAUGGAGGAAGAGGACUAAUGGGAAGUGGCGUUUACGGGAAAACAAAUCUUUGCUGACCCAAGUGUAUCUACAUGGUAGAAGAUUAAGUUAAAUGCUUUUCUAAGGACACACAUAAAUGAUCUCAUUUACUCAACCCACGCAGCUGUGACAAAAACAAAGCUCUUUAUGGCCCCACCCCAUGAAUGGCUAAGUUAGCAAAUAAACAUAUAGUUCACAAGCCUACAUCAUUAUAAUUGGUGACAUCACAGAUGAACAAGUGAUAAGGAUAGUGUAUCACAGGGGUCUUCAAACCUGGCCCUUUUAUGACUUGUGGACUUCAACUCCCAGAAUUCCUCAGCCAGACAAGCUGGCUGAGGAAUUCUGGGAGUUGAAGUCCACAAAUCAUAAAAGGGCCAAGUUUGAAGACCCCUGGUGUAUAGCAUCCAUUAUAGCUUUCAAGUACCUGAUACCACAGAUUGAUUCUUCACUGACCGAAGAUAAAGGUGUGUGUUUUUUUUCAUCUGAAUAAUUACCUGUAUAUUGGAAUGGAAGAUGUCUUAGCAUGGGGAUUUUCCUUUAAAAUCAGCAAACAAUGAAGUGAAAAUGGCUGUAACAGAGAACGACUCUCACCCCACCCUCUCUUCAGCCUUGCACAACAUAUAUUCUCCUCCAUUCUUACAGCAAAAAUAAUUCCUCAUCUUUUUGAAAAAUCUGGUGACAUCACCAUCUCAUUGGCUGAAAAGCUGAAGGAAGUUAGCAAGAUGAGUUGUGACACACACACCCCACGAUGAAAAAUGCUACCUCUCUCUAAAGGCCUAUGAAAGUGAAAAAAGAGAACAUUUUUUCAAAAUCACACCGAUGACUAAACUGCAGAAACCAACAGAAACCAGUGGGCUUCCCUAUACUGCUAAAUUAAAAUACUGUAUCACUUUCCCAUCUGCCACCUUAGAUAAGCCAAUAGAAACUGCAGUUCAGUUUCAUCUGAAGAGCCACGUUGACCAUUGCUUUAGCUGCAAAAUGGUUAAAUAUAAGAGUUACUUGGGCUAUCUGCAUUUCAAAGUAUUAUUCACUCUGAGUCACUGGGUAGAUCUGGCUUAUUUGCACGGUCAGCUUUCAAGUGUCUGAUUCCUGUCUGCAACCUGAAACUCUUGUUUGGCAGAUUGUAUUUUGAAUGAUAGCCACUGAUAGUAUGGAUUAUGAUGAAAGUGAAAUAAACUAUUUCCUCCCUACAGAUUUAUAGCAUUGCUGAAGCAACAAAUCAUUAAUAAAGUGCUAUAAGUCACUAGUGAGUAAAUAGCCAAAUAAAUUCUAGGGUGGGAUAAAUUGUAAUGAUUACAUAAGUAACAUUUUGAUUUCAUAUUCACCAGGAACUAAUUCAGCAAAAUGGAAUGUCUCUUUGGACUGUCUCUUUGGACUGUCCAUUUCGCCUUGAUGGUCCGUAAAGAUACAGAGCACUUAACAGGAAAUGCAGCAAAUCUUAUGAAAGUAUUCAGUCUUUCUAAUCCUUUGCCAAGCUCAGCCAAGACAGUCUGCUAAUAUCAGAGCAGUGGAUGACCUUCCUCUAGUCUUAUUACUUGUACUACUUUUUUUUUAAAGUGUUUCUUGGGGUCAUUGUGAUGUUGUGAGAAUUUACAAAAGCUGGCUUUUGUUUACUUAAAAAAACACCUCUCACCAUUUUUACUUGUUAAUACAGGGUAGACUCUUUAAGUUAAGGCCCCAAUCCAUGGUCAAUGCAUUUCGUCGAACAGCUAUACUCAUCCAUGUAAGAUGGGAGACCAUCUCCUGUAGCUUCAUUGUAAAUCCAAUGUGAGGCAUCUCAGCCAUUAAGCGGAAUCCAAGUCAACACAGCCACAUUGGACACCUGCUCAGUAUGUAUAUAUUUGGAUUUUAAAAAAGAAAUUCUAUUAUGGCUGGAUCCCAUUGUUUUUAAUUUAUCCCCAUUCCCAAAGCCAGAAAUGCAACACCAUCUGAAGAUUUAAAAUACCAACUUAUUCUGUUUUGUGAAAAUUAAAAUAUAUGUUUGCCUUGGAGUGAUUUGUCAAAUUUAUUUUGUAUGUGCAUGUGAGGUUCUUUGCUAAGGACAUACGAAUUUGAUAUUCAUCUAGUAUUAGAUGUAACUUGAUUUACCAAAUUUGAACAGUAUUUGUAUGAGAGUUUGGGCCAGACAUGGCUAUUUAUCACUAUUUUUCUAGAAGCUUGCCCUCAUAUUCAAGAAGUAGCUAACAGAAGCUUUAAGGACAUGACACUGCUAGAUAUGUUGUUUUAUUGCAAGCAAAGAAUCCAUAUAUGUGUGGAGAAUUGGCUUGCUGCAAACCCAAUAGCCCCAACUUUUAUGACUUUUUUCCCAAUUGUUUCCUGUUAGUUGAUUGUUAACUGCUUUCCCCCCAGCCAUAUGAUUACUGUGGAUCUGACCAGUGUUCUACAAAGGCUUUCUCUGCUCUGAAUCCUCAUCUUGCCAUCUUCAGCCCUUAUAAGUCCCAUUAGUCAAAAAUAUGCAUUCAAUUUUCUCUGCAGGUAAUAAAAGCAUAUGAAAAGUUC
Crotalus tigris (Tiger rattlesnake) is the source of this 4435-nucleotide messenger RNA. It is a transcript of the gene PODN, whose product is annotated as podocan. The coding region runs from base 173 to 1936 and encodes 587 amino acids. The transcript has 10 exons. NCBI's taxonomy places the organism in Eukaryota, Metazoa, Chordata, Lepidosauria, Squamata, Viperidae. Gene Ontology annotation, molecular function: protein binding. The record is from RefSeq and is a predicted model, not a curated record.